UUAGCCUUACAUACAUUUGAUAACUUUUCUAUCAUGAACAAACGAGUCAAAACUACUGCCAGUACGGGUAGGGGUUGUUUGUAAAAGUAACGUUAGGUAGCUGUUUUUUCGUUUGUUUUUUACAGUUUAUGCUAUUAACCCUGGCUAACGUUAGUUGGAGUAGCUCAAAUUCUUACUAGUAACCUACUAGUAUAGCUAACUACAUUCAUUUCAUGUUCAUAUCAUGUUGGCUUUCUUUCUAAAUCUAGCUAGCUAGUUAGCUAUUGCUGCUAAAUAUAGUAAAGCCAAAGAUUAUAACUCUCAUCUGUGGUAUAGCCUUGAUAUUGUAGUCGAAUAUGAUUUUUUUUUUUUAUGCAACUACAGCCUAACAUUUUUUUGUUCUCUUCUUUCCAUAGGCCCCCCACUUCCUCUCUCGUCUUUGCGACUCUUGGUUUCUCCCCUGCGACUGAUGUAUUCAUUUGUGUGGCAUGUGGUGAAUCAACGAAAUGUGAUGCACUAUGGGAAGGUCGAGGAGUUUGUAACUGUGGUGACUGAAGCAGUUCCAAAGUUGCUGAGUUACAAACAGAGGGCUGAACUCAUCCUGGGCCUGAGAGCCAGGGUGAGUGACAUGUUGUGUGGUCAUGGGAGGGGUAGUUGAUUAUGCUUUGAUUGACACGUUUGUGUCAAUGCCAGUAGAAACUAGAUGUGUGUAAGGUAGGCGGGGAAGUUUCAAGUUUACUCAAUAUCUCCAUGAUUCCCCUUAUUUAGAUGAUCUUGGAGAUGUUCCGCAAGGAUUGUCCACCUAACCCUCAGGCCAUCCAACGUCUCCUGGGAAAGAUGAACAUCAGUGCGUCCACAGGGGUAAGAAUAUUUUUCUCUCUCCUGCAUACAUUCAAAGGGUGUAACAGCUACUCAUUUUAAUUGCUUAAUUCAGAUAACCAGAUAAGUUAUACUUGUAUCAAAUUAUUCACAUUCUGUGUUACAGCAGCAAGAUGCGGAAGUGGAGGAGUCGCAGGCUAACUUUGUGGCACUGGUCCAAACCCUUCUAAAAAAUCCUUAUGAGAGGAAGCACUUCUUCCAGGUUUGACAUACUUCCUCUCUCUCCCUUUCGUCUGACUUGCUUUAAGUGGCUCGUCAUUCAGGUAUCUUUCCUCUCAUAGACACUGUCACUCUUUCCUUCCCUGUAGGAGGAGUUCCAUACACAGUAUGGUUCCAAGUAUGACACAGCACUGCAGGCCCUUGUGGGAGGCUUGGUCUUCAGACUGGAACAACUGCUAUCUGUGCCAGAUCUCUCCCAGGUAAUAAACGUGUACAUGACAAGUCUAUAACUAGCAGUUCACUGAUCAUACCUAAUUUUGUCAUUAUUAGAUAACAAUUUAUGUCAACACAUGCCAUAUUAUUGUCUUUACACGCUAAGCCACCUCCCUUUUGCUGAUCUUAGGUUCUUCCUCUCAUUUUCAGAUAGCAUCUAUGAUCAGUGCUGCCCCCUCUGACCUGGAGGAGUGUGGGCAGUCUGUGUCUGACCCUGAGCAGCUGAAGAUCCUCCUCCAGCACCAGAACCAGCUAAAUAAAACCCAGUUCAACAAAAAUGGUAGGCUUGAAAACUUGUAGUCUCUACUUAAAUCAUUAUCUGUUAUCCUCCCUGUGUAUUUACAGUAGAUUUAUAAACAGCUAAACAAAGAACAUUACAAGUUUUAUUUUUGACAUCUAUAAUUAAAGGUACAAUGUGUAGAAAUCGCUCAGCCAUUACCUGGUUGGUAAAACGCCUAGUUUCAGUUAGUGACAAAACAUGCAAUUUAGAGAAUUGCUGUACAAUAUAAACCGCUAUGAAAUAUAUUUUCAAUAAUCAUAAAUAUCAUAUUUUUAGCUGUAUGAAUUUAGUUUACAAAACCUUAAAUAAAAAUAUGCAAAAGCUAAACAUAAGGACAGAAGGCAUAGAAAUAGCAUGCUUAGAACCAAUAUACCACUUUUCAGACUUGCUUACAACGCGACAGACAGAUCUAUAACUCAUAUUUCUAUGUAACUUUGGUCGGGUCGCGCACAAAGCUGCAUACAGGACCUUUCAGUUCAUUACGAACCAUUUAAUGCUUUAAAAAAAAAUAGGAAUGUAAAUAAAAAGCCUAGUCCUUUUUAAUUCGCAGAAUAUACUUAAAUGUAAUGUACUUAAAUAUUUUUAUAUAUAUUUUUUUUUUUCAGUACCUCUCACUUCCUCUGUGGGUGACUGUGUGCUGUCUUCGCUGUCCUUCCGCCUCGCCUGUGGAAUGCCAUCAAUGGAGCCAGAUUUUGACGAGCCAUCAGAAUCAUUAGAAGCCACUCUAAGCGUCAUGAACCCUGCCUCCUUCAGUGACUUGGAGGAUCUGGGAUUGAUGUCAGAUGACUCACCCCAUGCUGGAGAAGAUAGUACUGUGGAGAGAGAAGAGGAUGCCAGGGGUAACGGAGGUGGGGCGAGAACUGCAGUGCGUGACAGUGAAGAAGAGAAUGCACUGCCAGAGAGCGCUGUGGUCUUCUCUAGUCCUCAAGGUGUUAGCGGACUGGUGGGAGGGACACCAUCAAAAGGUGCACCAACAGUAAGAAGUAUGCUGCAAACAGAGGGACACCAACAGCUUGUAUCACGGAUGAUGAGUAGUUCCUUCACCAAAGCCUCUCCUUCACAGAUAGUCAAAUUAGUCAUCCCUGCCACGGUCACCAAUGGGAACCAACCGGUUAACCCACCGGUUGAAGUAGCGAGUGUCCACCAGUGGGUCUCCCAUAUUGUAAGUAACUCUAUCUCACUCCCUUCCUUGCCACCCCUUCCACAAAACAAUGAUGUAGACAAGGAGAUCUGGUCAGGUGACACAUGUCUUGGAAGCAGUGUGGUAAUUGGGGGUCAGGAAACAGAAGCCAAUCUCUUUGAGAAGGCUGUUAUCCGAAGGAGACGGGCACCCAAGCCACAAAGAAUAACGGUACCCUCGAAAAGGAAAAUCCCUGAGGCAACCAUCGUUUGCCAGGAGUGUGGGAAGAGUUUUGUCUAUCUGUCUCAGCUUGAAAAUCACCUCCGCAUUCACACAGGAGAGAAACCUUUCAAGUGCACUGAGUGUGGCAGGGCCUUCAGGUCCUUAGGAUACAUGACCACUCAUAUGAAAAAUCACUCUGAAGCACGGCCAUUUAAGUGUGAAGAGUGUGACAAGGGCUUUCGGAAAAAGGCUGACCUGAAGAAGCAUCAGCUCAUCCACACGGGUGCGAAACCACACAAAUGCACCAUCUGCGGAAAGGGCUUCAGCCAAGCAUUCUAUUGCAGAAUACACAUUGAGUCUCAUGCAAGUGAAAAUAACUUUCCCUGCACUCAUUGUCAGAAGAGAUUCCCAACCCAAUACAAGCUGUCGGUCCACGAGCGCUGGCACACCAUGGAGCGCCCGUUCAUCUGUGAGCAGUGUGGGAUGCGCUUCUUUCAUCCCAGUGGGCUGAAGAGGCACAUGGGCUAUCACAUUGGGAACCGCCCGUUUCUGUGUGCCCAGUGUGGAAAGACUUUUGUUUAUGAGUUUGACCUGAAGAAACACCAAAGGGACCAUGGCCCCAAGCCCAAGAUCCCAUGCCCUGUCUGCCAGAAGGUGUUUGGCAGCAACGGACUCAUUAAGGCCCACAUGUUUACGCACACCUCUGUAAAACCUUACAGAUGUGACAUAUGUGACAAGACCUUUAAACAGAGCAGCAGCUUGAGCAGUCACAAACGGCUGCACACGGGUGAACGCCCUUACCACUGCGACGUGUGUGGGAAGACAUACAAGCUGAAUCAGCACCUGAAGGAACACAUAAUUAUCCACCACACGGAUGAGGGGCACCCCUGUGACCAGUGUGGAAAGGUCUUCAAGUUACCACGUCUUCUAAAGGCGCAUGAGCGGUUGCACUCAGGAGAGCGAUCUGAGCAGACAAGAAAAUACAGUCACACCAGCCGUCGCAGGAGAAAUUCCUCCAAAAGGAGUUGAUUUUCUGCACAGUGGCUGCCCUCCACGCACACAAUAACUGGGAUGCUAGUUUUAUUGUUCUGACACAAGUUUAACUUUGUCACAAUGCCAUUAACUGUAAUCAUGUCCUCAUUUUUUGUUGUAAACUUGACAAUUUUGGACCAUAAUCCAGGAUUCCCUAGGCUGAACAUUGACAAAUGGUAGAAUUAAUUCAUGCAGAAACAAACAUAUAUCCUGUUAGAUAACAAUUAAUGAUUGUGUCAUUAAAACAUAUUUGUUUGUGAUGUUUUUGGGGGGAUAGGUUAUUGAAAUUCCAAUGACAUACGAUUUAAUACAAAUUGAUAGCUACUCACUUAUUUCUCUUUUUGAGAGUAGUCAAUGAUUGCCGGAUGCCUUUACUAAAAAAUAUGCACAACAUUUUAUGUUGGAUAAAGGCAAAUAAAGUCAAAAAUGUGUGCCACUAUUCACUUGUUUUGAUAUUUUAUUUUAAAACAUUCACAGCAAGGGAAACCAAAUGUAUGCCCGAAUGGUCCUGUGCGAUGACUUUUUAUAAUACAUUUAAAGUAUUCAUUAAGCCACAAAAUACAGAUUAAUACUCAUCCAAAUAUAUAUACAGAAAAAUUAUCAAAUUCAUGUUUUUACCUAAAAUGUAAUUUCAGGAAACCAGAGCAGACCCAUUCAAUUGCGGCUCUUAUUCCAGCACGAUAGGUGGCGGUAAUGAUGCUAUGCUGCCAAUCUUGUUAAUAUUCUGGUCAAAACCCUGUUCUGGUUCCGUUUCCUUCUGUCGUUAUUGCCAUUUUCACACAAGUGUCAGUGAGUUGGUGAUAGCUAUCUAGCAUGCUACGCUAGUUACCUUCACUGUUAGAUUUCUGCUUAGCGUACAUAUUUGUUAACAUUCCGGCAUGGACAAACGAGUCAAGAAGACUACAGCCAGUACGAGUAGGUUACAUUAUGACACUUGCUACCCAUGUAUUAGCAAUCUAACCAAUUUUACAAAUGUGAACCUGGCUACAGAGCCAAGUAACUGCAGUGCGGAGUGCUAGCUAGCUAGCUACAUUAUCUUCAAUGGAUAGCUUAUUGUAAAGCUAAUGUUCAUUUCGGCUUGCCUUCUAAAUUAAGUUUGCUAGCUAGUUAGCCAUGUUGCUGAAGGUAUUUGUUGCUAAAGGACCUAGAGGAUGAAGCCACACAACCUAACAUUUUGUUCUAUCGUCCUGCUAUAGGACCCCCACUUCCUCUCUCGUCUUUGCGACUAUUGGUUUCUCCCCUGCGGCUGAUGUAUUCAUUUGUGUGGCAUGUGGUGAAUCAACGCAAUGUGAUGCACUAUGGGAAGGUCGAGGAGUUUGUAACUGUGGUGACUGAAGCUGUUCCAAAGUUGAUGAGUUACAAACAGAGGGCUCAACUCAUCCUGGGCCUGAGAGCAAGGGUGAGUGACAUGAUGUGUGGUGAUGGGAGGGGUGGUUUUGACACAUUGUGUAUUAGAAAAAUCAUAUACAAUUUUGUCCCAUUAUUUUAGAUGAUCUUGGAGUUGUUCCGCAAGGACCCACCCAACCCUCAGGACAUCCAAUGUCUCCUGGAAAAGAUGAAUAUGUUGGGGGUAAGAAUAUUUAUCUCUCGUGUGGAAAUUCUUCCCCAUACCAACGAACAACUCACACCUGUAACACAUCAUAUUCAAGAAUGACUGUCAAUACCAUUAACCCAGAAAAACCAAGGCUGAGGGUAAAAUAUGCGCAGUAGUCUGAUUUGUAAAUAGCCUUUAGCUCUGCAGUGUACAGAUCUAAGGGGACUGGAUAGGUUUAAACGGCAUACAAGUGUUAACACCUUCCAGUGAGGUUGCGGGAGCUUUCUGCCAUAUGUCUUGCUUUGCUGUCACCCAUCUGAUUCCUUAGAUAUGCAAACUACAAACAUGGUUGUGGUAAGAGAUAAAAGUUGUUUUCAGCCUGGUCUUAUGACUUCUACAACCGUCACCCAUACACUCAAUACCCCUCUUUUUAGUAACAUGUAAUUCUGAUGACCGAAGUGGCUGUACUUUGUAUCAAAUUAUUCUCAAUCUGUGUUACAGCAGCAAGAUGCAGAAGUGGAGGAGUCGCAGGCUAACUUUGUGGCGCUGGUCCAAACCCUGCUGAAAAACCCUUAUGAGAGGAAGCACUUCUUCCAGGUUCGGCAGGCUUUCUCCAUUUCCUCUCACACUGUCCACUUUGUCAUGUCAUAGACACUGACUUUAACUUUUUCUUUCCUUCCCUGUAGGAGGAGUUCCAUACACAGUAUGGUUCCAAGUAUGACACAGCACUGCAGGCCCUUGUGGGAGGCUUGGUUCUCAGACUGGAACGACUGCUAUCUGUGCCAGAUCUCUCCCAGGUAAUGAACUUGUACACAACAAGUCUAUAACGAACAAUUCACCAAUCAUAUCUAAUGUUGACAUUGUUAGACAAUUAUAUAUAUGUGUCAACACAUUCCAUAGUAUUGUUUCUGCCACACGCUCUAAGAAACCCCCUUGUUGCUGAUCUUAGCUUCUAACUCUCCUUCUCAGAUAGCAUCCAUUAUCAGUGCUGCCCCCUCUGACCUGGAGGAGUGUGGACAGUCUGUGUCUGACCCUGAGCACCUGAAGAUCCUCCUCCAGCACCAGAACCUGCAAACUAAGAUUCAGUUUGGUAGGGUUACUUUAAUUAUGAUCUCUUCUCCAUGUUAAUGUUUAGUGGAAUUAUCACAUUGGAAUUAUCAACAGCUAAACAAAGAACAAUGUAGUUUUCCAUUUUUGAGUAACUGCCAUGGUUCUCUAUUGAUAACUUUGAACCAGCUGUAUUUACAGGAAUUUGAAUUAUUUUUAAGUGGUAUUAAUCUAAACAUCCCCAAUACUUGGCUUUCAAAUUCAACCAAUAAGAAUGUGGUUGAAUAUAAAAUACUCAUAGAUUUUUUUUUGUAUUUGUCCCUUUUUCUCAGUACCUGUCACGUCCUCUGUAGGGGACUGUGUGCUGUCCUCGCUGUCCUUCCGCUUAGCCUGUGGAAUGCAGUUCAUGCAGACAGAUUUUGUCGAGCCAGCAGAAUCAUUAGAAGCCGCUCUAAGCAUCAUGAGCCCUGCCUCCUUCAGUGACUUGGAGGAUCUGGGAAUAAUAUCAGAUGAGUCGGACAAUGCUGGAGCAGUAACUACUGUGGAGAGAGAAGAGCAGAAUGCCAGGGAUAACGGAGGUGGGGUGAAAAAUUCAGUGAUCGACAGUGAAGAACACAGUGCACUGCCAAAGAAUGACGUAGUCUCACCUACUCCUCAAAGUGUUAGCAGGCCAGUGGGAGGGGCACCAACAGUAGAGAGCAUGCUUCCAACAGAGAGACACAAAGAGCUUGUAACACUGAUGAAUACUUUCAUCACCGUAGCUUCUCCUUCACAUAGUGUCAUCCCUGCCACGGUCACCAAUGGGAACCAACCAGAUAACCAGCCGGUCGAGCUAGCGAGUGUCCACCAGUGGGUCUCCCAUAUUGCAAGUAACUCUAUCUCGCUCCCUUCCUUGCCACCCCUUCCACAAAACAAUGAUGUAGACAAGGAGAUCCGGUCAGGUGACACAUGUCUUGGAAGCAGUGUGGUAAUUGGGGGUCAGGAAACAGAAGCCAAUCUCUUUGAGAAGGCUGUUCUCCGAAGGAGACGGGCGCCCAAGCCACAAAGAAUAACGGUACCCUCGAAAAGGAAAAUCCCUGAGGCAACCAUCAUUUGCCAGGAGUGUGGGAAGAGUUUUGUCUAUCUGUCUCAGCUUGAAAAUCACCUCCGCAUUCACACAGGAGAGAAACCUUUUAAGUGCAUUGAGUGUGGCAGGGCCUUCAGGUCCUUAGGAUACAUGACCAAUCAUAUGAAAAAUCACUCUGAAGCACGGCCAUUUAAGUGUGAUGAGUGUGACAAGGGCUUUCGGAAAAAGGCUGACCUGAAGAAGCAUGAGCCCAUCCACAUGGGUGCGAAACCACACAAAUGCACCAUCUGCGGAAAGGGCUUCACCCAAGCAUUCUAUUGCAGAAUACACAUUGAGUCUCAUGCAAGUGAAAAUAACUUUCCCUGCACUCAUUGUCAGAAGAGAUUCCCAACCCAAUACAAGCUGUCUGUCCACGAGCGCUGGCACACCAUGGAGCGCCCGUUCAUCUGUGAGCAUUGUGGAAUGCGCUUCUUUCAUCCCAGUGGGCUGAAGAGGCACAUGGGCUAUCACAUUGGGAACCGCCCGUUUCUGUGUGCCCAGUGUGGAAGGACUUUUGUUUAUGAAUUUGACCUGAAGAAACACCAAAGGGACCAUGGCCCCAAGCCCAAGAUCCCAUGCCCUGUCUGCCAGAAGGUGUUUGGCAGCAACGGACUCAUUAAGGCCCACAUGUUUACGCACACCUCUGUAAAACCUUACAGAUGUGACAUAUGUGACAAGACCUUUAAACAGAGCAGCAGCUUGAGCAGUCACAAACGGCUGCACACGGGUGAACGCCCUUACCACUGCGACGUGUGUGGGAAGACAUACAAGCUGAAUCAGCACCUGAAGGAGCACAUAAUUAUCCACCACACGGAGGAGGGGCACCCCUGUGACCAGUGUGGAAAGGUCUUCAAGUUACCACGUCUUCUAAAGGCGCAUGAGCGGUUGCACUCAGGAGAGCGAUCUGAGCAGACAAGGAAAUACAGUCACACCAGCCGUCGCAGGAGACAUUCCUCCAAAAGGAGUUGAUUUUCUGCACAGUGGCUGCCCUCCACACUCACAAUGACUGGGAUACUCUUUUUUUUUUGUCCUGACAAAUUGCCAUUAGCUGUAAUCAUAUUCCUCAUUUUUAGUUGUAGACAUUAGAUUUUGGACCAUUUCGGACCAUAAUUCAGGAUUCCCUAAAUAGACUGAACACUGAAAAAUGGUAUAAUGUCUGGCUUAAUUAAUGCAGCAACAAACAUGUAUCCUGUUAGAUAACAAUUCAUGAUUGUGUCAUUAAAACAUAUCUGUUUGUGAUGCAUUUUUUGGGAUAGGUUAUUGAAAUUCCAAUGACAUAAGAUGUGGUUUGAUAGCUACUCAAUUAUUUAUAUUUUUGAGAGUAGUCAAUGAUUGCCGGAUGCCUUUACUAAAAAAUAUGCACAACAUAUAAAGGCAAAUAAAGUCAAAAUUGUGUGGCACUACUCACUUGUUUUGCUAUUUUAGUUGAAAACAUUCACAGCAAAGGAAACCAAAUGUAUUCUAAAAUGGUCCUGUGCGUUGACUUUUUAUAAUACAUUUUAAUUGUUAAUUAAGCCACAAAAGUUCAUUAAGCCACAAAAUAAAGUGUCAUACUCAUCCAAAUAUAUAUACAGAAAAAUGAUUAAAUUCAUUUUUUUACCUAAAAUGUAAUUUCAAGAAGAGAGAGUAGACCCAUUUAAUUGCGGCUCUUAUUCCAGCACGGUAGGUGGCGGUAAUGAUGUUAUGCUGCCUAUCUUGCUCUUAAUUGUCUGCUGUUCUGUUUUUGGUUCCGUUACCAUCUGUCGUUGUCGCCAUUUUUCGUCAUUGCAUGUUGAUGAUAACUAUCCAUCAUGCUACUAGUUACCUUUAAUGUUAGAUUUCUGCUUAGCAUACAUAUCUGGUAACAUUCCGGCAUGGACAAACGAGUCAAGAAGACUACAGCCAGUACGGGUAGGUUACAUUAUGACACUUGCUACCCAUGUAUUAGCAAUCUAACCAAUUUUACAAAUGUGAACCUGGCAACAGACCCAAGUCACUGCAGUGCAGAGCUAGCUAGCGACUUUAUCUUCAAUUGAUAGCUAAGUGUAAAGCUAAUGUCCAUUUCAUCUUGCCUUCUAAAUUAAGUUUGCUAGCUAGUUAGCCAUGUUGAUGGAGGUAUUUGUUGCUAAAGGACCUAUAGGAUGAAGCCACACAACCUAACAUUUUGUUCUAUCGUCCUGCUAUAGGACCCCCACUUCCUCUCUCGUCUUUGCGACUAUUGGUUUCUCCCCUGCGGCUGAUGUAUUCAUUUGUGUGGCAUGUGGUGAAUCAACGCAAUGUGAUGCACUAUGGGAAGGUCGCGGAGUUUGUAACUGUGGUGACUGAAGCUGUUCCAAAGUUGAUGAGUUACAAACAGAGGGCUCAACUCAUCCUGGGCUUGAGAGCAAGGGUGAGUGACAUGAUGUGUGGCCAUGGGAGGGGUGGUUUUGACACAGUGUAUUAGAAAAAUCGUAUACAAUUGUGUCCCAUUAUUUUAGAUGAUCUUGGAGUUGUUCCGCAAGGACCCACCCAACCCUCAGGACAUCCAACGUCUCCUGGAAAAUAUGAACAUUUUGGGGGUAAGAAUAUUUAUCUCCUGUGUGGCAGUGUGGAAAUUCCGCCCCAUACCGACACAAACUCACAACACACCUGUUCCACAACGUACUAAAGGAUUACUGUCAAUACCAUUUGCGGACGACUACUUAAAAGAGAGUAACAUUUGCACCCUAGUCUGAUUUGAAAAUAGCCUUUAGCUCUGUAGUGUACAGAUCUGAGGGGACUGGAUAAGUGCAAACGACAUUGGAUUCCUUACAUCUGCAAAGUGCAAACACAGAUGGGGUAAGAGAUAAAAGUUGUUUUCAGGCCUGGUCUUAUGACUUCUACAACCGUCACCCAUACACUCAAUACCCCUCUUUUUAGUAACAUGUAAUUCUGAUGACCGAAGUGGCUGUACUUUGUAUCAAAUUAUUCUCAAUCUGUGUUACAGCAGCAAGAUGCAGAAGUGGAGGAGUCGCAGGCUAACUUUGUGGCGCUGGUCCAAACCCUGCUGAAAAACCCUUAUGAGAGGAAGCACUUCUUCCAGGUUCGGCAGGCUUUCUCCAUUUCCUCUCACACUGUCCACUUUGUCAUGUCAUAGACACUGACUUUAACUUUUUCUUUCCUUCCCUGUAGGAGGAGUUCCAUACACAGUAUGGUUCCAAGUAUGACACAGCACUGCAGGCCCUUGUGGGAGGCUUGGUUCUCAGACUGGAACGACUGCUAUCUGUGCCAGAUCUCUCCCAGGUAAUGAACUUGUACACAACAAGUCUAUAACGAACAAUUCACCAAUCAUAUCUAAUGUUGACAUUGUUAGACAAUUAUAUAUGUGUCAACACAUUCCAUAGUAUUGUUUCUGCCACACCCUCUAAGAAACCCCCUUGUUGCUGAUCUUAGCUUCUAACUCUCCUUCUCAGAUAGCAUCCAUUAUCAGUGCUGCCCCCUCUGACCUGGAGGAGUGUGGACAGUCUGUGUCUGACCCUGAGCACCUGAAGAUCCUCCUCCAGCACCAGAACCUGCAAAAUAAGAUUCAGUUUGGUAGGGUUACUUUAAUUAUGAUCUCUUAUCCUCCCUGUUAAUGUUAAGUAGAAUUAUCAUCAGCUAAACAAAGAACAAUGUAGUUUUCCCCAAACUGUCAUGGUUCACUCUAUUGAUAACUUUGAACCAGCUGUAUUUACAGGAACGUAAAAUAGUUUUUCAAUGGUAUUAAUGUAAACAUGCUCAUUCCUCGGCUUUCACAUUCAACCAAUCAGAAUGUCAUUUUUCUAUAUUUGUCCCUUUUUUUCAGUACCUGUCACUUCCUCUGUGGGUGACUGUGUGCUGUCUUCGCUGUCCUUCCGCCUCGCCUGUGGAAUGCCAUCAAUGGAGCCAGAUUUUGACAAGCCACCAGAAUCAUUAGAAGCCGCUCUAAGCAUCAUGAACCCUGCCUCAUUCAGUGACUUGGAGGAUCUGGGAAUGAUGUCAGAUGACUCACCCCAUGCUGGAGAAGAUAGUACUGUGGAGAGAGAAGAGGAUGCCAGGGGUAACGGAGGUGGGGCGAGAACUGCAGUGCGUGACAGUGAAGAAGAGAAUGCACUGCCAGAGAGCGCUGUGGUCUUCUCUAGUCCUCAAGGUGUUAGCGGACUGGUGGGAGGGACACCAUCAAAAGGUGCACCAACAGUAAGGAGUAUGCUGCAAACAAUGAGACAGCAACAGCUUGUAUCACUGAUGGAUACUUCCAUCACCGAAGACUCUCCUUCACAGAUAGUCAUCCCUGCCACUGAUAACCAGCCGGUCGAGCUAACGAGUGUCGACCAGUGGGUCUCCCAAAUUGCAAGUUACACUUUAUCGCUCCAUUCCUUGCCACCCCUUCCACAAAAUGAUAAUUUGGACAAGGAGAUGGAGUCGGCCGACACAGGUCUUGGAAGCAGUGUGGUGAUCGGGGGUCAGGAAACAGAGGUCGAUCUCUUUGAGAGGUCCAUAAUCCAAAGGAAGAGGGUGCAAAAGCCACUACGAGUAGCGUGCUCGAAAAAGAGAAACCCUGCAACCAACUCCUGCCAAGAGUGCGGGAAGCGUUUUCUGUCUCGGGGACGGCUGGAGGAUCACCUCCGCAUACACACCGGAGAGAAACCUUUCAAGUGCACUGAUUGUAACAGGUUCUUCCGGACAUUGGCACUCCUGACCAACCAUAUGAAAAUUCACUCUGACGUGCGGCCCUUUAGCUGCGACGAGUGCGGCAAGUGCUUUCGAAGAAAGGUUGGCCUUCAGAAUCACCAUCGCGUCCACACGGAUGUGAGACCAUACAAAUGCACCAUCUGUGGAAAGGGUUUCACCCAAUCACAGUACUGCAAAAGACACAUGGAUUGUCAUACAAGUGAGAAUACCUAUUUCUGCACUCAUUGUCCAAAGAGUUUUCCCAACCCAAUUCCAGCUGUCCGCCCACCAGCGCUGGCACACCAUGGACCGCCCGUACGCCUGUGAGCAGUGUGGGUUGCGCUUCUUUAUGCCAAGCUUGUUAAAGAGACACAUGGGCUAUCACAUCGGGAACCGCCAGUUCCUCUGUGCCCAGUGCGGAAGAACCUUUGUCUAUGAGUUCGACCUAAAGAGACACCAAAAAGACCAUGACCCCAGUCCCAAACUCCCCUGCCCCGUCUGCCAGAAGACGUUUGGCAACAACAGCCUACUCCAGGCCCACAUACGCAGGCACUCUUCAGAGAAACCUUAUAGAUGUGACAUAUGCGACAAGACCUUUAAAGACAGCGGGGGCCUGCGCAUACACAAGCGGGGGCUGCACUCGAACGAACGCCCUUACAGCUGCGAUGAGUGUGGCAAGACUUACAAACUACACACGCACCUGAGGGAGCACAAGUUUAAACACACGGGCGAGGGCCACACCUGUGGCCAGUGUGGAAAAGCCUUCAGGUACCUGCGUCUCCUGAAGGCGCACGAGCGGUUGCACUCCGAGCCAUCUGAGCUCACACGGAGAAACAGUCACACCAGCCGUCGAAGGAGACAUUCUUCCAAAAGGAGUUGA
Molecule: messenger RNA, 13136 nt
Organism: Coregonus sp. 'balchen'
Lineage: Eukaryota; Metazoa; Chordata; Actinopteri; Salmoniformes; Salmonidae
Source: the annotation of a GenBank genome assembly